GAGCCCGGGUCCUUGCUGUGCGGCCUCAGUGGAGUGACCAGCCUUGCCUGGGCUCCAGUUUCCUCUCUGUAAACUGGGAGCAGGGUCUCCACCUUGGAGGCUGCUGGGGGGUCAGCCAGGCUGUGGGUGUGGCGCCAGGCACAGUGCCUGCUCCUGGGGGGGCUCUGAGUGGUUGGGGGGAGGGCAUCUCUGGGGAAGGUGGGUCCUGUCUGCCUGGGCAUCCUCUGGCUUCAGGCCGUCCCUCCUUCCCUCUCUGGUCCUCUGGGACAAGCUCUCCUCGCCGCCCUGUCCGGCUGGCACAACUUCGGGGCUGCCUCCUCCGGGCGGUCUUCCCAGAGGCCUGGUCGGAUUCCACGGCCACCUGGCUUCAGCGGGCCUCACCGCGUAGUCUCUCUGGCGUAGCUGCCUCCUCCUGGGCCUCCACAUCUCUGCCCUCACCUCCUCCUCUCUGUCCUCUAGAGUCAUGUUUGCAAAGCUGCUCUCUGCUCAGGAUACUGCCCUGCCAUGCAACGGCGCACCGCUUCUCAAGGACAUCCAAACCACUUGGCAUGCCCCCCCCCCGACCCCGGCUUCCCUUUGCAGCUCCAUGUCCUGCCCCUGCCCACCACCAACGCGACACCCCAUCACGGAGACAUCCUCGCAGUGACUCCAUGGAGUGCCAGGCCCUUCCCAGCUCCCGCCGCCUCACGGGACUGCGAGGAGGUGGGAUGGAGGCUGUCGGCCUUUGAUGGAGAGCCAACCAAGGCUCCGGGAGACUGGGCGUCUUGCUAUGCUACUCAGCAUCUGGACUUGAACCCAGGACUUCUGCCUCCAAGUGCACACUUAUCACACUGAACCACAAUUUCUCCAUACGCACUGUAUCUGCUAGUUCUAUCAUCUCCUUCUGGAACUCCUUUCCAUCCCAACCCCUUGUUGUUUUUCAAGGCUUGGCCCAGAUGUUGCCUCCUCCAGGCAGCCACCUUGGAUUCCUCCUCAGAUCUCCUGUUCCCUCCCCCUGAAGUCUGGUGCUGCCUUUUACUCAUGACCUUGGUUCAUCAUGGUCCUGGGAGGGAGAAGAGAUUGUGUUCUAGUGGCAGAGAUUGCUAGUUGCCCCCCAAUAUCCACUCUCCUCUUUUCCUAAAGUAAGAGAACUUUGAAUUCAAGCUGGGCACACGGCUGCCUGUUCAGGUUUGCAGCCCCCUGGCAGCUGUGUGCAGCUAUUCAACCAGACCCUUGCCAGUGACCUGUAAGGAGUGACCCAUGUAACUGCUGGGUCCUGCCUCUAGAGAAAAGAGAGGUGGCUUCCCUUUUCCCUUCCCCCUGUACCUACUGCUGGAUGUCAGCCAUGAUGGCAGGAGCUGGAGCAGCCACACUGUGGGAUGGAAGGUGGGUGCUGAGGGUCACAGAGCAGCAAGGUACAAAGAACCAAGACUGCUGAUGCACAGACUGUGUCAUGAGCAAGGGAAGAACCCUGCUAUCUCGUUUAAUACAGUGUUUUGGGGGCAUUUGUUAGGGAGCCAAAAUGUAUCUUAAUCAGUACAGAUCCAGAGAGAGGAGUCGGUCAACUGUUUGCAGAAGGACGACGUGGUUACUAGUCAGAGGUCAGCGAGCCAUAUCUGUGGGGGGUGGUGGAGGUGGGCUCUGGGGUAGCGGAAGGGGUGUGUCCAUGGAUUUGGGCACCGGAUCUGCCUCCUUGAGGGGCGGUUCCCUGGGCAGUUAGCUGAUGGGUUGGUGGCUCAGCUAUCUCUUCGGUGACAUGUGGGUGACAGUCUACCUCCAGGAGGCUCAGAUGAGAUGACACACUUGAAGGGCUUGGUUUUGAAAGUGCUCACUCGAGCUGGUUCCCCUCCAGGGCUGAACUGGCUUCAGGGAGCGCUGAAGGUCAUCCCUCUUCUUGCCUGCCCUCCGCCCCCCCCAAUUCAAGGGGCCUCUCUUUCCUCCUCUCUCCUCCCCCUGCACAGCCCUGCCUUUCCCUGGGGCAGGGCGGCUGUGGGGUUUAAUGAGCCCCCCAGACAACACUCAGCCUCUAGCAAUGACCAUUUUCUCACAGGACUCUUCCUGCACUUGGAUUAAUGGUCUCAGAAUCUUUGGAAAUGUCUGCAGAGGAGGAAGGGAAUUUCCGGAAGCUGUUCUUAAUACUGUAAAAUUGCAGCCCCCCCCAAAUGUUGCCCACAUGCCCCUCUGGCCCCCUGUGCCCCACAGUAAGCGGUCCUGACUUGACCCUUUGCAGGAGGCCUGCCCCCAGGAGCGCUGUGCCCACCGGCUCUGACUGCCCAGCCCUCUGCAAGCCAUGCCUCAUCACCCAGGAAGCUCCAGCAGGGACAGUGUGUCUGAGGGCGGACGGGAACGUGAGGAGCGGAGCAGAGAGGCCGUGAGCACCGGGGCCCAGGCGAGAACGGUGCCCUCGGAGGACUGCUGGUGCCUACCCUCUGUACUGGGGAGUGUGCGUCCCAGCCUCCAUGAGCCAGGAGUUUCCCACCACACAGAGCAUCUCUUGAGCAGGGGCGGCCACUCCGAGGAGCCAGGUCUGUCCAGUGAGAUGCAAGGGGACGUUUACUGGAAGCUUCUGGGAAACGUUUUGUCCUCCCUGAUAAGAGAAGCCAAAGGCAUUCCUAAAUGCUACAGGAUUUCAUGCCAAGACGGGGCUGGAACCGAUGUUCUGGCACUAACCGGCAGAGUCCCCUGGACAGGAGCAGGUGGGGAACGUGGCAGUGUUGGAAAUGCCGGCUCUGAGACCCUGAGGGUCCUCCAGCCCGAUGUGAAGACAGAAAGGAACACUGCCUCCCAGUUCUGUGGCACCCGCUUCUCGGGGUCCCCUGAGGACACCCUGAUCCCGGCAGAGGUGGGUGAGGAGAAGCCAGGUGACCGAGGUCUCCCAGGGGUGAGCACACAGUGGGUCAGGCCUGGGAGCCCCCAGACCCACACCAGGCAGGAGACCAAGGGCCCAUUUGGCCAAAGUGAAAGCACGUACUGUGUUGAGCGCCCCCUGCGUUCAUUCCUCAGACGUAGAGUGUGUACCUACUGUGUGCCGGGCCCUCACCCACCAAACAUUCCCUACGCACCUACCACGUGGCACAGAGACGUCGGAGGGCUCUCGGCACGGGACAGACAAAGUCCUCUUGCCGUGCAUGGUGGCAGGGAGAUAGGUCAGGAGGCUGCUGAAGGACCAAGGACCCCAGAGAAGGGACAGAGGCCUCAGAUACAUCCCUGCUCCUCCAAAGCCCGCAGCCCAGCCAGGGCCCCACUGGGGUGCAGCCCAGGCCGGGAGGAUCUGGGUGCGCCAGGAGACUGGGUGUCACCGGCCUCCGUGCUGCCCCCAUGA
Ailuropoda melanoleuca (giant panda) is the source of this 3301-nucleotide messenger RNA. RefSeq lists its product as uncharacterized. Bases 2270 to 3301 code for a protein of 343 amino acids. Lineage: Eukaryota; Metazoa; Chordata; Mammalia; Carnivora; Ursidae. The record is from RefSeq and is a predicted model, not a curated record. The transcript is spliced from 5 exons.